Leptonychotes weddellii (Weddell seal) is the source of this 4907-nucleotide messenger RNA. Lineage: Eukaryota; Metazoa; Chordata; Mammalia; Carnivora; Phocidae. The record is from RefSeq and is a predicted model, not a curated record.
AUGACGCCCCGAGGUGUCACCAUAGAUUCCAACCCGAAGGUGACUGACUCCAACCCCAGCUUACACGGUAACCCGCUACUGAAUGACAAGCACGAAACUUGGCCACUUUGCAACCAACACGUGCACCGGAAUGACAACUCGAAUCUGGUCAAAUUUACAGUCUCUGGAUUUUUAAGUACCGGCGACCAGGCGGCCAAAGGCAACUAUGGGCUCCUGGAUCAGAUCCAGGCGCUACGGUGGAUCGAGGAGAACGUCGGGGCCUUCGGCGGGGAUCCCAAGCGAGUGACCAUCUUCGGCUCGGGGGCGGGAGCCUCUUGCGUCAGCCUCUUGACCUUGUCACAUUACUCAGAAGGUCUGUUCCAGAAGGCGAUCAUCCAGAGCGGGACCGCCCUGUCCAGCUGGGCAGUGAACUACCAGCCUGCCAAGUACACUCGGAUAUUGGCAGAUAAAGUCGGCUGCAACAUGCUGGAUACCACGGACAUGGUCGAAUGUCUUCGGAAUAAGAACUACAAAGAGCUCAUUCAGCAGACCAUCACCCCCGCCACGUACCACAUUUCCUUUGGCCCCGUCAUCGAUGGCGAUGUCAUCCCGGACGACCCUCAGAUCCUGAUGGAGCAGGGAGAGUUCCUGAAUUAUGACAUCAUGCUGGGCGUCAACCAGGGGGAAGGCUUGAAGUUUGUGGAUGGUAUCGUGGACAACGAGGAUGGCGUGACGCCCAACGACUUUGACUUCUCCGUGUCCAACUUUGUGGACAACCUUUAUGGCUACCCAGAGGGCAAAGACACGCUGCGGGAGACCAUCAAAUUCAUGUACACGGACUGGGCCGACAAGGAAAACCCGGAGACGCGACGGAAGACCCUGGUGGCUCUCUUCACAGACCACCAGUGGGUGGCCCCCGCCGUGGCCACAGCCGACCUCCACGCCCAGUAUGGCUCUCCGACCUACUUCUACGCCUUCUAUCACCACUGCCAAAGUGAAAUGAAACCCAGCUGGGCGGACUCAGCCCACGGCGACGAAGUGCCCUAUGUCUUUGGGAUCCCUAUGAUCGGCCCCACGGAACUCUUCAGUUGUAACUUCUCCAAGAAUGAUGUCAUGCUCAGCGCGGUGGUCAUGACAUACUGGACCAACUUCGCCAAAACCGGUGACCCCAAUCAGCCUGUUCCUCAGGACACCAAGUUCAUUCAUACAAAACCCAAUCGCUUUGAGGAAGUGGCCUGGUCCAAGUAUAACCCCAAAGACCAGCUCUAUCUGCAUAUUGGCCUAAAGCCCAGAGUGAGGGAUCACUACCGAGCCACCAAGGUGGCUUUCUGGCUGGAAUUGGUGCCCCACCUGCACAACCUGAAUGAGAUCUUCCAGUAUGUCUCCACCACCACAAAGGUCCCUCCUCCUGACAUGACCUCCUUUCCCUAUGGAACCCGGCGGUCUCCCGCCAAGAUCUGGCCCACGACCAAACGCCCAGCCAUCACUCCCGCUAACAACCCCAAACACUCCAAGGACCCUCAUAAGACGGGGCCCGAGGACACAACCGUCCUCAUCGAAACCAAACGGGAUUACUCCACCGAACUGAGCGUCACCAUCGCCGUGGGGGCCUCCCUGCUCUUCCUCAACAUUUUGGCCUUCGCGGCUCUGUACUACAAGAAGGACAAGAGACGCCACGAGACUCACAGGCGCCCCAGUCCCCAGAGGAACACGACCAACGACAUCGCUCACAUCCAGAACGAAGAGAUCAUGUCGCUGCAGAUGAAGCAGCUGGAGCACGACCACGAGUGCGAGUCCCUGCAGGCUCACGACACGCUGAGGCUCACCUGUCCCCCAGACUACACCCUGACGCUGCGCCGCUCUCCGGAUGACAUCCCACUCAUGACACCAAACACCAUCACCAUGAUUCCAAACACACUGACGGGGAUUCAGCCUUUGCACACGUUCAACACCUUCAGUGGAGGACAAAACAGUACGAAUCUCCCCCACGGACACUCGACCACCAGAGUAUAGCUGCGCGGUUCCCUUCCCCUUCCUCGGCUCCUCCUCCACCGGAGAGAGGGAGAAAGAGAGAAGCAGCAUCCCCACGCGAGGAAUGUCUGUCACCCCACUGACUUAGGACAGAAACAAACAAACAAAAGAAGCAACGGGGCCGCCGUUGUGUCCCCGUGGACCCAUCCUGUUGGCAUUUCCCAGUAUUACGAGAUCAACUUCUGACCCUAUGAAAUGUGAAAACGUGUACAUCUCCGUUCCAGGACUGCUUUACCAUCCCCGUCUCUCCAGCGAAUGUUUAGCGGGACUAGGACAUCACCGUCUCAAGGCCCUGGAUGCUUCCGAUGCAACGAUCGAAGCUGACCCUUGGGGAACUCAGCCAGGGACACUUAAAAAAAAAAAAAAAAAUUUUUUUUUUUUAAUUACACCCGAAAAGCAGAACAAAACAAACAACAGAAAAGAGUUCUUUGUGUGCCAUAUGACGGAUGGCUCUACGGAAGGAAAGAGUCUGUGGGCUUUUACCCAGCAUACGGAGCUGUAAUCCAGAGAGGAGGAAAAGUAGAAUUUUAUUAUUAAAAGAGCAGACUAUGUAGUAACAUACCUAUAGUUCUGGGCAAAGAGAUGUCUUGCCGGCCUGAACUAUAUUUAAAAAACUUUGUAAAAAGCAGAACAAAAAAGUGUAUAUAGCUGUGAGUUUAAACAAAAACGCACACAGAGGAAAAAAAAGAAAAAAAAGAAAAAACCAACCAACAAAAAAGCUUUUAUUGGUGUUUUCAGUUUGAAAGAGCUUUUACCAAGAUUGUGCUUUUCAUUGUGGUCUGUAUGUAUAUAAAUAUAUAUAUACAUUUAGUCAUUCACCUCUGUUUCCUCCCGGACACAGGAGGGUUUUCUUCUUAAUUCCUUGUGGUAAGCAAAGACACGGGGCUUUCUAAUGCAUUUCAUUUGUAGGAGGAUGUGGUGUGGUGCCGCGGACCCAGACUCUCUGUGUGGUGGGGCUCUCCCCCUCUGUGGGUUGCACAAAUGCAUGCAACAGCAUUCUUAGGAAACCGUGGUUUGAGAAAACUUUUAUGUUCGUGUGUUAGCUUCACGAAGUUGCAACGCCAGGACGGAUCCCCAGCGUGCAGUCUCUAUUGAAACCUUUGCGGAAAAAAUUAGAAGCACGCACGCACAGAGCGACGGCAGGAAAAACAAAACACAGAUCUCGGUCUGUAGUUGUGGUUCUUUGAAUAUGUUGAGGGAGACUUGCUUCCCACCCCAGGGUCCUGCCAAAAAAGGAAAGAAAGCUUGCCUUUGGUGGGGCCGUGCCCUGCAGAGUAAAUACGGCUCAGUGUUCACCCACAGCUGCAGAAGGCUGAAGCUGCUGAACUACCUGCUCAGCUUAGCUAAUCAGAUUGAAGCGAGGGCAUGUGUCUUUCCUUUUUUCUUUUCUUUUUCCUUUUUUUUUUGUUUAAGUAGUAAGUCCCUUAUUUAUCAGUAAGCAAGACUUUUUUAUUCUUUCUAUCAUUUAUUGGGUAAAACAUAUGCUUGUCUGAAAAGUCCUGCCUUUUGUGGACUUGUGUAUCAGACCCUGAUCAAUGACUAUUUGCAGGCACGAAACCCACCCACAGAAAAGGACAAAACAUUAAAAAGUGCUUUGCAUGGGUUUUCCGGGAAGUUAGGGUAGCUUUGACCGUCGAGGUAAGAUAACGGAAAUUACUCACCCAUUUUAAAUCAGCAAGCUGGGGACCGGAGAUUCGCCCUCCGACACCUUCCCAUGUUCCCGUCGUCCUUUUCCUUCUCCUGAACGAAUAUUUUGAGUGUCAUAAAGUGGAAGGAACACAUAGCCAGUGGUUACUCUGUAUUGUGUCUUUCGAGAAUUAUUGCAACAUCAGGAAUUAGUAGCCAAAGAUAUUUGAAAAUACUGUCUCUGGGCUCGACUGGCGUUGUUUUGGAAACCCAGGCUUAGAACUCAUUGCUGAGUUGGGGAUUCUCCCCAAAAAAGAGUCCAACGUCCUUUUGCUCCCCGAGCACUACCUUCGCAAAGUGACUCCCCCCUUCCCCGCCCCAGCGCUAAACCUGCAGUGAUCUCCAUCGACGUGUUCGAAAACGCCCUCUAGAAAAAGACAGUCCUUAGAAACGCCUGGAGGUCACCCAAUCAGUCCUGUCGUUUAUCUGGGUUUAAAUUGGAGAGUGGUUGUCUGUAUAUACGUAUGUGAACUCUUUCAAUCCCUACUUUGCACAUGGUGAAACCACACUCCUUUUCUGCAGCUAGAGGUGUCACGGAUACAAGUUUUGUCCCCCAAUUAAUUCAUCACUUUCUAAAGGUAUCGUCAGGUCCUUUCUGCAAGCUGUGUAUUCCCCCCCCACACACACACACACCUGGGCUACGGCAAGUAGGCUCUCCAUCAGUCUACCAUGGGAAGUGAUGCUCAGCAUCAGUGUGGGUCCGGUAUGUUUGUAAUGUGAAUUCCAAUAUUUGUUUAGUAUUUCCAAUUGUCUUCUGCUAGCAAUAUGCACACUAAUGUGUCAGGCUUGUGACAUUUGGAUAAGGGGAAAAAAAAAGAGUUCUUGUUAAGUGAAUAACUUUAGCUUUUACAGAGGAUAUGAUCAAAAGAAAUUUAAUACAUCUUAAAGGAUAUCUUAUUUCUACAUGGAAAGAAGUUAUAGAAUCUUCAUAGAGUUCUAUGAGAAUAAAAUAUACUUGCUAUCUAUAAAAAAGUGAAAAAAGAGAAAAAAAAAUGGGAAAAAAAUUAAGUAAAAAAAAAAAAAAAAAAUUUCCUAGGCUUUUAUUCUUGACCUUCACAGGCACGCAGGGUUUAAUGGUUUCUUGGGUUAUUAUUUUGCAAUUUUGUUUUUGAUUUUGCCUUAAGUAAUGAUAGAAGAUAUAUAUGGCUGGACACAUAUGUAUAAACUUUUCAGCAGCAUUUUUAAUAAUAAAAUAUCACAGUAUUUUCUAA